UUGCAAAAAACAUCUUCUAUGCUAGGAAGCGAUACAUAUUACAAAAUUAUUUCAAAAAAUCGAUUUUUUACUUGGUAUUAUCUUUCUAUAGAACUUAUAUUAAAGAUUGGCGAAAUGUGAAAAGUGGACAUCACCUUAAAAAGUUGUACAGAACUUUCAAAGGAUGUGGAGCGUCUUUGAAUGUACCUUCAUCGUUUUGCUGUCACUACAGUUCCUCAUCACUGUUCGCUGUGUGCCUAUCAAGAAAAAUAAACAACCUCACAGAGCUAAAGCGGAUAGUCCAACGAGGAAGAUCACAAAAUCCAAGAGCAAUUCCGAAAUUGGUGGGAAGAAAUCACAAUUACAUAAAAAAACAACGGUCAGUAUAAAUGGACAAUUCUUACCCAUGGCGCAGUUGCAAUCAUCCAACAAAAAUAUUCACGUCACAGUCCAGAAAGCUAAUCCAGAUCAGCAGCCUCAACCGAACAUUAAGGAGGUUCAAUUUGGGGGACAAAAUGGUGGCCAAAUAAACGGGGCCCAACCACAACAAAUCGCUCUGCAAGGAUUGAAUAAUGGUGGGACACAGAACACGAAUGGCAUAGGUUUGUCACCCGGGAUUAAUACCAAUACCGGAAACUUGGUGGGAAUGUCACCGGGGAUGAACACCAACAACGGAGGUCCCGUAGGUUUAUCACCGGGGAUAAGCACCAACGCUGGUAAUUUGGUCGGAAUGUCACCAGGGCUGAACACCAACAACGGAAAUUCCGUAGGUUUAUCCCCGGGGAUAAGCACCAACGCUGGUAAUUUGGUCGGAAUGUCACCCGGGAUGAACCCCAACAACGGAAAUACCGUCGGUUUGUCCCCGGGAAUUAUUACUAACAACGGAAAUGUGGUGGGUUUAUCACCGGGGAUUAAUAACAACAAUGGGGUGCAUUCUGGAAUUCAAAAUCAAGGCGCACAGACGAAUUGUGGCUCAAAUACACAACUACAAGGAAAUCAAGGUCAAGUGAUCUUAGGUCAGAAUUCUGAAGGCGGGCUCACAUAUACACCUUUAACCUGCUAGUUGAAACUACCUUUGCUAAAACGGCAUCUGUUUCAAGAUGUGUCCACGCUGGUGCACCAACGAACUUUUCUGUGGCAAAAUUACUGGAUAAAAGACAAGCAGGCCAACCUUAAAGUUAGAGCAUGUCAUGGUACCACCUCAUCGGAUUGAAACGUUUUUGGCCAGUUCAAGUUUCGGAACAUUAACUUGAAGCCUCUUCAUCCUCCACAUGGGAACAAACGUUGAUUUUUUGUUCCAAGGCGUCUCUUCACUGGGUGUUGUUGUGCACAAAAGAACAGACUUUGAAUUAAGAAAAGUUGCACAAUUAUCUUUUUCUGGUAAACGGACACUGUGUUUCAAGAUACAACCUACUUUGAUACCUUCAUCCUGCACAAUAUCAAAUCAUAUUUCUACAACUAAAAGUACAGUAAGCCACAAUUGAGAUAACCAUAAAACUGAGCGACAGUGAUGCAAUAAAAUAAAUAUAAUAUUUA
Molecule: messenger RNA, 1515 nt
Organism: Dendronephthya gigantea
Lineage: Eukaryota; Metazoa; Cnidaria; Anthozoa; Malacalcyonacea; Nephtheidae
Product: N66 matrix protein-like
Exons: 4
Coding region: 164-1042 (292 amino acids)
Source: RefSeq, a predicted model, not a curated record